GUUGAGUCAUCAUUUAAAAUUUAUUUGGCCCGAUAAGCGCAAAAAUGUCGGACCUUUUUCUUUCUUUUUUAAACGCGGUCAAUGUUUGUAUUUCCCCCCCCCUUUUUUUUUGCUCUAUGGAUUGCUUUUGUAUAUUUGCUUUUCUAUCACAAGGAAAAAUAAAGAGUUAAGAUUCGAGAGUGUGCACAACCAGCGCUUUGGAAAAAAAUUUUUUUCAUUAAGGACAGGACAAUAACCAGAAAAAUAUGGCAACAACAUCAGCACCUAUACAAUUUGUGGCUGGAAGUGCUUUAAAAAUUGUUAUAAUUUUGCUGACAAUUGUGGUGUUGGUUUUGCUUGAUCCUUCUUAUGUUACUGCUUAUAUUUCUAUAAAUUAUGAAAUUGUUCUAAUUUAUAUCAUUUCUGCUCUAACUCUUCUUUAUUGUGUUGUUUCGAUCAUAAUGUAUGCAAUAAUGCAACGAAGUGUGCGGGAAGGCGAAGAACUCCAUUUAACUAAUUGCUCGUUGUCGGAAAUUGUGUUUGCUGGUGCUGGGAUGAUUUGCUGGAUGUUAGUUUGCGGCAUUGGAGGCACUGUCGCCCAACGGACAAUAAUUGAUACUGGAGAAUACUUUGGUUGGCUUGGGGCAUGUGCCGGUAUAAUUGUUUGCCUUUUUGCUGGAGUAUUAGCCCUAUUUGCUUUGGAUAUUUUGACAAACAAAAUUCUGAGCCCCCAACGAAGAAAGUAUCGUUAUACUCCUCCACAAAUUUGAAUGAAAAAAUAUUUCUUUUAGUUUAAAAUUUAAUAAAUAUACACUCCUUUCAUUUAUUUUUCUUGAGAGAUCUUUUUUUUCUUUACAUUUAUUAAUUAAUAUAAGCGCAGUACAGCAAUUUUAAAAUAUGUUUCAGGAAAUUAUGAUUAUUUUCCGGAAGGAAUAACUAACUUUAAUAAACUUUUUCGUUUAUCAUUUGUUUGGUGUAGUGGUAAGGUGCUUGGUUUUCUAUUGUUAAUAGGUGAUGGUUCGAACCCUACUAUCGGAGACUUUUUUGUU
Messenger RNA from Meloidogyne enterolobii, 1028 nucleotides. The record is from the annotation of a GenBank genome assembly. Lineage: Eukaryota; Metazoa; Nematoda; Chromadorea; Rhabditida; Meloidogynidae.